Lycium ferocissimum is the source of this 1208-nucleotide messenger RNA. RefSeq names its product heat stress transcription factor B-2b. The coding region runs from base 135 to 1133 and encodes 332 amino acids. Gene Ontology annotation, biological process: regulation of transcription by RNA polymerase II. The record is from RefSeq and is a predicted model, not a curated record. The transcript has 3 exons. Gene Ontology annotation, cellular component: nucleus. Gene Ontology annotation, molecular function: DNA-binding transcription factor activity; RNA polymerase II cis-regulatory region sequence-specific DNA binding. NCBI's taxonomy places the organism in Eukaryota, Viridiplantae, Streptophyta, Magnoliopsida, Solanales, Solanaceae.
UUCUUACCCACCCCACCUCAUCGGAACCUUCUAGAAGCACCAAAAAUCCUAACGGAAACUCUCCUUCUCCCUGCAGUUUUGGCUCCAGAUCUGCGCUAGCAACAUCGAAUCUUCAGUCAAGUAAUUAAGAAGAUAUGAGUACACCACCGAUAGAACGGAACGGAGAAACGAUGGCUAGUGAAACGGCGAGGUCUGUUCCGACGCCGUUUCUAACAAAGACGUACCAGCUCGUGGAGGAUCAAUCCAUUGACGACGUGAUCUCUUGGAAUGAAGAUGGAUCUACUUUCAUCGUUUGGAAUCCAACGGAGUUUGCUAGAGAUUUGCUUCCUAAAUAUUUUAAGCAUAAUAAUUUCUCUAGCUUCGUUCGCCAGCUCAACACCUAUGGAUUUCGGAAAGUCGUACCUGAUCGAUGGGAAUUCGCAAACGACUGUUUUCGAAAAGGUGAUAAAAGUCUCUUACGUGAUAUCCUGCGUCGAAAGGUAGUAACCACGCCAAUUGCAACCGCGGUCGCGGCUGUGCCUGUGCCUGCGCCUGUGGUUGCUCCGCCUGCAGCUCAGCCACCGCGUAGUGUAUCCACCUCAGAUUCCGGCGAAGAGCAAGUCGUAUCAUCAAAUUCAUCUGCAGGCAGCACAGCAGGGCUGUUAGGAGAAAAUGAACGGUUAAGAAAAGAGAAUCUACAGCUCAACAAAGAGUUAUGCCACAUGAAGAAGCUUUGUGGCAAUAUAUACAGUAUGAUGUCGAAUUACGAAGACACUUCCAACAGCGUUAAUAAUCAAUCAGCUGAGAGUAUUUCGCCUUUACCGGUGUUGAAGCCGCUCGAUCUCUUACUGAAUGAACGGUCUGUUGAUGAUCAAUCAGAGAUUCAAACUGUACCUGAUCGGGUCAAACCGGAUGAUGUGCGGGCGAGAUUAUUCGGUUUUUCGAUAGGCGUGAAACGUGUUAGGGAAGGUGGUGAGGAAGCAACAACGGCGGAGCAGGAGCAUGAUCAUGAUUUACGAUUGCGGCAACCUGGAAGAACGGAUGUGAAAUCUGAACCGUCGGAUCAGGAAAAUGAUGAUAGUAGUAAAAACGAAGAGACAUCGUGGCUGAUAAAUUGCAGUGGUGGACGAAAUCAAAGGGUUUGUAAUUCAUAGAGUUGUUGGUGUGAGUAACUUAGAUUAGAUUAGAGAUUAGAGAUUAGCUUAUCAAAAUGCCAAAGAUCAAACAGG